UUACACCUCAUCGCCGUCACUGUCUCUUUCCUUUUCGCCCGUUUGCCUCAAGCCGGUCGGGAAGCUCCUCGCCUUUCCCCCGCCUCAGGAUGACCGACUUCAGCGAAGACUUGCCAAGCGUUGGCGGCGGCGAAGCACCCGGUCAGGGAGAACUAUCCGCUCGCGGAGCCCGCAUCGCCGAUGGCGCCACGGGGCUCCUGGACAAAGGCUUCGAUAGGUACCUCGACGACCCUUUCGACGCGGACCAAAACCCUCAGGGCAUUUUGAAUUUUGGAACAAGCGAGAACAAGCUUUGUUUUGAUUUACUACAGGAAAGGCUUUCAAAACCUGACAUGAAUUAUUUGGAGCCUCAUUUACUCCAAUACUCGGAUACCCAAGGCAUUAAAAGCUUCCGAGAAGAAAUAGCCAAAUUUCUUACUGAAUAUGCAAAUGCUUCUGUACCAUUAGAUCCAGAACAAAUUAUUGUGAUGAAUGGCUGCUGCGCUGUCUUUGCAACUCUUUCGACUGUGUUGUGUGAUCCUGGAGAUGGAUAUCUAAUUCCAACUCCAUAUUAUGGUGGCAUAAAUUCCAAAACUUGGCUAUAUGGUGGAAUGCAACCUAUUCAUGUACCAUUAUUCAGUGAGGUAGCUGACAAAGGAAGCCAGCCUUUUCAAUUAACAGUUGAAAAAUUAGAAGCUGCAUACCAGGGAGCCAGGAAAAAGGGCAUCCGAGUCAGAGCAUUAAUCCUGAUCAACCCUCACAAUCCAUUAGGGGACAUUUACCCAGCACAGUUACUGACAGAAUGUCUAGAGUUUGCGCACAGGUAUGAGUUACAUAUAAUAAUGGAUGAAAUUUACAUGCUGUCAGUAUAUGGUAAUACCACAUUUACAAGCAUCCUUAGCUUGAAGAGUUUACCUGAUCCAGAUCGAACCCAUUUUAUGUGGGGAUUUAGCAAGGAUUUUGGCAUGUGUGGUAUUCGAGUUGGAAUAUUAUACACCAGAAAUCAUUACAUCAGGAAAGCAGUUAAUCAGCUUGUGGUUUUUCAUGGAUGUUCUGGCCCUGUACAGCAUGUUCUCCAACAAAUCCUUAAAGACAGAGACUGGCUGGAUAAUGUCUUUUUCCCAAUAAAUAAAAAAAGAUUAAAAGAAGCUCAAAACAUUCUCGUGGAUGGCCUUGCAGAAAUUGGAAUACCUGUUUUAAAAAGCUCAGGAGGGUUAUAUGUGUGGGCUGAUUUCAGGAAGUUUUUAAAAACACAGACAUUUGAAGCUGAAAUCGAUUUAUGGAUGAAGAUUCUUGAUGAAAAACUUCUUAUUAGUCCUGGGAAGACCUUCUGCUGUUAUGAACCUGGAUGGUUUAGAGUAGUUUUCUCAGAUUCUGUAGAUAAGAUUAUUUUGUGCAUUCAGAGACUUCAACAAUUGCUUUGUGAUAAAACGGAUAAACCCAUUACUCUUUGUUCAUCUCCUGAAGGAAACAAAUGUACUGAGUCAGAUGACAAUGUUUCUGCUAAUGUCAUAAAUACAUCAGUGGAUGAUAUGUCAGAGGGUUAUGCACAGCUGAAGAAAAUAGCUGUUUUCUAAAAUCUGGAUUGACAACACAAAUAACCCAUUUUUAUGUAUCAUUUGACUCCCUUUUCUUUUUAUAUAAUCUGAAUAUAGCUUUUACCUUGCAGUUUAUAACCAAUUUAUGGUUAUUAAUUUAAAACCAGGACUAUUACAUCUAGGAAUGAUUAAGAUUUCUCUUAACAGAAGUGUUAACUUAUAUUGGAAAACAACCAACCAUUUCUCAAUGUGUUUCUUUCAGACAGGUUCCAAGGCUUGAAGCAAUGCUUCUACUGGUAAACAACUGGUUGGGAAAAAGUAGGAGGUGUGCUGGUGAACUAUUAACACAUUUC
Ahaetulla prasina is the source of this 1870-nucleotide messenger RNA. Its product is annotated as 1-aminocyclopropane-1-carboxylate synthase-like protein 1. Gene Ontology annotation, biological process: amino acid metabolic process; biosynthetic process. Bases 90 to 1556 code for a protein of 488 amino acids. The record is from RefSeq and is a predicted model, not a curated record. The transcript has 14 exons. Gene Ontology annotation, molecular function: transaminase activity; pyridoxal phosphate binding. NCBI's taxonomy places the organism in Eukaryota, Metazoa, Chordata, Lepidosauria, Squamata, Colubridae.